Didymodactylos carnosus is the source of this 4221-nucleotide messenger RNA. NCBI's taxonomy places the organism in Eukaryota, Metazoa, Rotifera, Eurotatoria, Philodinida, Philodinidae. The record is from the annotation of a GenBank genome assembly.
AUGUCUGGCAUUCCGGGUGGCAAUCGCUCGUCACAAGCUGGUUCCUCCAGAAUUGAUAACAAUAAAACUAUCAACAAAGAUAAAACGUACUGGUGGGACGUUGCCCAUGUAACAUCACGUCAUUAUGAAUUGGAACAAAUUAUUAAUCGUGAACGUAUUUUUGGUUUUCGACGAAUUGUUAAACUAUUAGUUUAUGUCAUAUUCUUCUUAAUUGUUGUUUGUUCAUCUGUUGUAAGCAAAUUAAGUUUAUUUACAAUGAUUAAUGCUUACAAGAAAACCAAUCAGCCAAAUGAAUAUAUCAUACGAUGGCAACUAUUACUUGUUUUAACAUUAAUUGUUCCAUACAUUCUAACAUUUAUUUACAGUGUAUCAUUGUCAUUAUUUUAUGUCAAAAAAUCACCUCCAUUUCUAUUGUUUAUAUGGGUGCACAUAAUGGAAUCAUUACAUACCUGUGGUCUAGCAUUAUUUGUAUUCAAAGUUUUAACAGUUGUUGAUAAUGUUACGGGUUUAUUUAUUAUGAACGGUGUUUGUUUUAUUCCGGCAUUAUUAAAAUUGUUAUUUGCAUCUCGCCGAGAUCUAAAUCGUACGUUGAGAACGCUGACAUUAGCUGUUGAUGUUAUGACUCUUAUAAUGCAAUCGUGUGUUUGUUUCAUUCCAUAUAUUCUCUAUUAUUAUAAUAAUGAACAAUUUCGAACAUUAUCAAAAUCAAAAAAAGAUCUUUUAUGGUCACUACCAUUAUCAUUAUUAUUAAUUUCAUUUGGAUACUGGGAAAGUUUUGCUGUUGUACGUCAUCCAAAACAUCGUAUUAGUGAUCGUUUAUUGCGAGCAAUUCAUCUAUUGAAAAAAACACGGCCAAAAGUAUAUAUAACAGCAAGUAUUUGGAAAAUAAUCAUCAUUGUGGCAGCUACUUACUAUUUUUUGCCAUCAACAAUUCCAAAAAAAGCUUAUUUUAAUUUAUUUAAAAAUAUCACAAUGGGAAACUAUACAACGAAAACAACAGUAGGUGGUUAUUCAGUAAAAGAAGACAUUUUUAAAGUAUCCUAUGAAGUUUAUCUACCAAUGAUUGUUCAAAUUAUAUCAUCAUGUGUCUGUUAUUAUACAGGAAGAAUAGCUUGUAAAGUAUUAAUGCAAUGUUUUGGCUUUUCAUUACCGUUAACAAUAUCAUCAUUAGUUACGUACAGUGUUUUAUUCUUUGUUAACGGCUUCAACACUGAUAUUAUACCCGUUGGACGUCUAUUUUAUGUAGAUAAACCACAAAAACGUUUGGCAAUGAUACAUAAGUUGUUUAUUGUACCAUUUUAUGAGUCACCUAUUGUUGAACAAAAUUUAUUAUUGAAUAAAACACGAAAAGAUGAAACAGAAAUGAAAGAUAAUGUUGAACCAGAUAUACAAGGUGAACGAAAAUUUCCUGUACCAAUGAUUUAUGUUUGUGCAACAAUGUGGCAUGAAACAACAAAUGAAAUGGCACAACUUCUCAAAUCAAUAUUUCGAAUCGAUUCUGAUCAGCAUGCUCGUCGUUCCGUUCAAAAACAUUUGCGUGUGAUUGAUCCAGAUUAUUAUCGUUUUGAAGCUCAUAUUUUAUUUGACGAUGCAUUUGAAGAUGACGAAUUAGAAAACAGAAUUCCAAAUCGCUACGUUAAACAAUUUGUAUCUGUUGUCAAUGUGGCUGGAGCUUAUGUGCACGGUGUUGAAAGAGUUUUAGAUGAUCCAAUUAAAAUUCCGACACCAUACGGUGGACGUCUUGUGUGGAUUUUACCUGGAAAAAAUCGUCUGAUCGUACAUAUGAAAGAUAAAGAUUUAAUUCGUCACAAAAAACGUUGGAGUCAGGUCAUGUACAUGUAUUAUUUAUUAUCAUUUAAAUUAUUGAGACGGAAACCAGGACAUAAUUUAUCUCAUCAUGCACCACGAACAGAAACAGAUUUUAUUGGUUUUAGUGAUUUUUUAAAAAACUUACCCGAAGAAAAGAAAAUAUUGGUUCAAAAUACUUUUGUAUUGGCAUUAGAUGGCGAUGUUGAUUUUAAACCUGAAGCUGUUCUACUUUUGGUUGAUCGUAUGAGGAAAAAUCCAAAAGUAGCUGCUGCAUGUGGUCGAAUUCAUCCGACUGGUGAUGGUCCGAUUGUGUGGUAUCAACAAUUUGAAUAUGCUGUUGGUCAUUGGCUUCAAAAAGCAGCCGAACAUAAACUGGGAAGUGUUUUGUGUUGUCCUGGCUGCUUUUCAUUAUUUCGCGGUUCAUCAUUAAUGGAUGAUAAUGUCAUGAGACGUUAUGCUGAUAAAUCAACAGAAGCAUUUCAUUAUGUUCAAUAUGAUCAAGGCGAAGAUCGUUGGUUAACAACGUUACUGUUACAACAAGGUUAUCGUAUUGAAUAUUGUGCAGCAUCCGAUGCUUUAACUCAUGCACCUGAAACAUUUCAUGAAUUUUUUAAUCAGCGUCGUCGAUGGAUGCCAUCAACAAUGGCAAAUAUAAUUGAUUUAUUAAAAGAUUCUCGUCAUACAACUCAUGUUAAUGACAAUGUAUCAAAGUUAUUUAUGUUUUAUCAAGCAGUUUUAUUUGUAUCUACCAUUCUCGGUCCAGGAACAAUUUUGUUAACAAUAGCAUCAGCGUUAAGAACUGUAUUUUCAAGUUUAACAUUAGCCGAAUCAUAUACGUUAGCCGUUACACCAGCCAUUUUCUAUAUUAUUAUUUGUUUAAAGACAAAAGUCAAUACACAAAUAGCUAUUGGAGCGUUUAUGACAGCUGUUUAUGCUCUUGUUAUGUCGAUGGUACUUGUUGCAACAGCUGCACAAAUAUUUAAAGCACAAGUAUUAAGUCCAAGUGCUGUAUUUUUACCAAUUGUUGCUCUUGUGUUUAUGGUCACUGGUUUACUUCAUCCAUCGGAAAUAUUAAAUUUAUUACAUGGUUUUCUCUAUUUGGUUACGUUACCAGGUGGCUACUUGUUUUUAGUUACUUAUGCAUUGUGCAACCUGCAUGUUGUCUCGUGGGGAACUAGAGAAACAGAAACAGUAAAAAAGAAACCAAUUCAACAUGUUGAACAAAUAGAAGAUGCCAAAAAAAAACGUAAAUCAGAUGUAAUAGCUAAUCUCUUUUGGGGAGGCAGUGAUGGACAACAAGGACAAAAAGGUUUAAUUUCUCAUAUUGGUGAUGCAUUUCAACAAAUUUUUCGGCCAACAGCGAGAAAACAAGAAUUACUUUUACAAAAAAUUGUCGAUAGAUUAGACAACGUUAGUGACACAAAAGAAAAACAAUCGGUUUUCAAUAAUAAUAUUCAGACACCGAAUCGCUUAAAUGUUUCUACUACACCUGCAACUCCUCGUCAACAGGAUGCAAUGUCAGAAACAAAUAUGGUACCUACAUCAUCAAUAGUAUCAGAACCGUUAUCGACUGGGGUACCUAAUUCAACAUUGUUAAUAACUCGAAAUUAUAUGUAUAAUCCAUAUUGGUCUGAAUUACCGUGGCUAGGCUCAGGAUCAAUUGGUUUUUUGAAUACCACUGAAAUUACUUUUUGGAAACAAUUAUUAGAAAAAUAUUUAUCACCAUUAGAUAAAGAUCCUGAGGAAGAAAAACGUAUUAAACGUAAUUUAAUUGAUUUACGAAACAAUGCCGGUUUUGCUUUCUUUAUGUUGAAUGCUCUAUGGAUUAUCUCACAAUUUCAAUGUGAAUAUGUCUCAGGAAAAUUUAGUGAAUUUAUGAUUGAUUUAGGUCGUGUAUAUAAUCGUCCAGGACAAAAAGUGCAAGCAUUAGGUUUAUUAUUUAUGACAUUUUUUUCUGCGUGCUUAUUAGUCCAAUUUUUAACAAUGUUAUUACAUCGUUGGGGUACAUUUAUUGAAAUUUUAGCUAGUACAAAAUUAUUUGAAAAACAUCGAAAAUAUAAAUUGAAACCGGGUACAAAAUUAGAUGGUAUAUCAACACAAGAAGCGGUUGAUCUAUUAAAAGAAAUGGAUGUUGAAUUAGCUACACUUUCACCACCACCAUCUUCAGCUCGUACCCUGAUAGCUAAUCCAAAUGUACUUGAAAUAACAGAUCAUCAAGAACAACACCAGCGGUCAUUACCUCAUCAAGAAAGUUAUCGUCAUCCAUACAAUAGUUACUUUGAUGACGAUGAAGAAGAAUUUUUAAAUGAUGAAGAUACAAUUAUUACUAUACCACCACCAGAUUAUUUUGAUCAUCCAGCGGUUCAAGAAGCAUCAACAACUCCUCGAAGAUAUAAUCAUGAUGACUAUUGA